AACACACCCUAAAAGUUAUACAUGAUAACUUGAACCAAACGUACCUUUAGAAUAUUCGAUAAAUAUUUUAGUUUCUUAUAAAAAGGACCAGUUAUACUAUAAUUAUUUUUUUAAAAAAAAUGGAAACUUAUAAGGGUGUUCUUCUAAAAUAUAAGGGUGUCAUACCGAAUAUUUAAAAUUGUGAAGGACUUAGAUGAGAAAACAGAUCUAGGUUUCUCCUCCGUGUAGCGGCGAACGCCUCAUCGUCUGUUGCGACCCAAUUCUCCUCCUGCUGCUCCGCUUCGGACGUCGGCGCCGGCGAUCGAUGAAUUCGAUCUUCUCUAUCACUUUAAUCUCGCCUCGGAUAUCGAAACUCAUUCUUUCUCAGGGCUUCUACGCUCACGUCUUCUAGUGCCGCUGUCACUCCCUGUUCGCGACUGGAGAGGCGCGACCCUCUCCUCCUCUCUUGCGCCGACACCGGGCCGAGUCACAGUCUACUUUCAGGAUAGCUGUGGUCGAUAAAGACUUCUGCUUGCGUUCCAGGUAUCACCCAAGAUGUCCGCCAGAACUGCUCACAUCCAGCUUGUUCGUUUCCAUCCUGAGGUGUAUGAGCCAUGCGAUGACUCGUUUGCUUUGGUUGAUGCACUCUUAGCAGACAGGAAACAUCUGAUAGAGCAACGGCCAAGACUAUGCAUGGAGGUGGGCUGUGGUAGUGGCUAUGUAAUCUCUUCUCUGGCCAUCAUGCUCAGUGAACUUGGCAAUGGAGUUAAUUACUUUGCUACAGACAUUAACCAAGAUGCAGCUGAAGCAACCCGGGCAACGCUGGAAGCUCAUGGAUUGCAUGCUGAAAUUGUUGUUACUGAUAUUGCUUCUGGUCUUCAAAAAAACCUUGCCGGCAUGGUUGAUGUGGUUGUUGUAAAUCCUCCCUAUGUGCCAACUUCUGAAGAAGAGGUUGGUUGCAAGGGGAUCACUGCUUCAUGGGCUGGAGGAUAUAGCGGUCGCAGUGUCAUCGACAGGAUCCUUCCUGUUGCUGACGAACUUUUAUCUCAGAAAGGUUGGUUAUAUAUGGUCACCCUAACCGCAAAUAACCCAUCACAGAUAUGCCGCUUGAUGAAACAAAAGGGGUAUGCAUCACGUAUUAUUGUGCAGAGGUCCACUGAAGAAGAAAGCCUUCACGUCAUCAAAUUUUGGCGGGAUGUUGCUCCUGAUCGAAGCAAAGGUUCUGAUUCUUGGUUCUCCCAAUUUCCUCUUAAAUCUUUCUGGCAAAAUAGUGAAAGUAAUGACUGAGUUUGCUUUGAGGGAAAAACACUCCUGACAGAAUCGUUAACUCAGAACAGUCUAGUUCAGCUCACUGAUAGAGCCCUCCGAAUAGAUUUGAAGGUCAUAUACCUGUUAUCAAGUUAGUAGCCUUUUGCAAGAAUUUCAGGCAAAUUGUCUAUGAAUUGUCAACUUAAACACUACUAUAUUUGAACAUGACCUGUCAUUAAUCACCUGCUUAUCGUUUUUGCUGA
Molecule: messenger RNA, 1490 nt
Organism: Zingiber officinale
Lineage: Eukaryota; Viridiplantae; Streptophyta; Magnoliopsida; Zingiberales; Zingiberaceae
Product: methyltransferase N6AMT1-like
Exons: 3
Coding region: 535-1266 (243 amino acids)
Biological process (GO): methylation
Cellular component (GO): eRF1 methyltransferase complex
Molecular function (GO): nucleic acid binding; S-adenosylmethionine-dependent methyltransferase activity; protein methyltransferase activity
Source: RefSeq, a predicted model, not a curated record